AAAAUUAAUGAAUUAAUUAUAUUAUAAAUCGUGACACAAGUUACAAUAACGUAAUGUGAACACACCAAUAAUAUUUUAUUAAACUAGUUUUUAAUUGCCCAACUGUGCCUUUUUUUUAUAAACUCACUUAUUAUUAUAUGUAUCCUUCAAAAUGAUCCUCAAAACACUCACAAUACUAUUCCUUCUAACCAUUCCCUGCCAAUGUUCCCUUUCUGGUUUAUACAUGAGCAAUGGCCUGGACCAAACCAUGAUCCAACGAGUGAUGUCAACAGAAGAAAAAAUACUAUUAGAACACGAGAUCUUGGAUUUGUUGGGACUCCCGACAAGACCUAAAAAACGACAUCACAUACCUAUAAAGAAAAGUGCGCCUAAAUUUUUGUUGGAUGUGUAUAAGUCUAUAGCCGAGGAAGAAAAUUCAAGGGAGACCAGGAGCUCUGAUAUGUCCAGUUUGAGUGGAGAGGAUCUAAUUGCUAUUGAUGAAAGUGAUGUCAUUGUCACAUUCCAGAGUAGACAUCAUAAAAUCCAUUCAUCCAGAAGACCUCAUGAACUUGGACGUCGUUUGUAUUUUGAUGUAUCUGAUAUAGAAUCUGAAGCAGAAGGUCUUCGAGGUGCAGAGCUUCGUCUGUACCAGACUGGAAAUAAAACGUAUUUGGAAAACGAGGACGAUUAUUAUGAAGAUCAUCUUUUCAGUGUUAGUGCUUACAGAAUUGUAUCUGGAGUUACUAAAAAUGAAAGGCAGCUAGAACUGUUAUCGUCUGUUAAUACAACUAGAGAUUUUGAGGGCUGGCUUGAAUUAAAUGUAUCAUCAGCAUUGGUAUCUUGGGCUCAAAAACAUGAUGAUAACAGAGGCUUAUAUAUUUCUGUUACCCCAUCACAUAGACCAGCUCACGAAAUGCACCUAGAAGAUCUAGGAAUAAUCACCUCUCGCCACCACAAUCAUCCUGAAGACUUUGACAAAGAAGCUUUUAUAGUAGGAUUUUUUGAAGCCCGUGGCGGUCAGUCUUUAGGGGGGCCUAUGGAGCAAAGCAGAGUUGCCGGAAGGGGUGCGUGGAGAAGGCGUCAUAGCGUUGAAGGUAGAAGAAAAAGAGACGCUGCAAGAAGGCGCAAGAAGAGCGAUCAUCAUUAUCAGAAUAGCAGCCCAAACUAUACACAUGAUAGAAAUCCUUAUACUGAUCCUGGAAUGUAUCAGCCUAAAUCUUCUCGUAGUUGUCAAAUUCAAACUUUGUAUGUAAACUUCAAAGAUUUACAAUGGCAGGACUGGAUAAUAGCUCCGGAAGGUUACCCAGCAUUUUAUUGCAGCGGAGAAUGUAAUUUUCCAUUAAAUGCUCAUAUGAAUGCAACCAAUCAUGCAAUUGUACAAACACUUGUACACUUAAUGAACCCCACACAGGUUCCAAAACCGUGCUGUGCUCCAACGAAAUUGUUCCCGUUACCUGUUUUAUAUUUCUUGGACGAGACUAAUGUUAUUUUAAAAAAAUAUAAAAAUAUGGUGGUUAAAAGUUGUGGAUGCCACUAAAUCAAAACUCAUCUUGACUAAGAAUUAAUACUCAUUUUUGAGAUGUAUAUAUUAGAUAAUACUCAUUGAAUUAAAUUUUAUAAACAAUAUUUUUUUAGAUAUGUUGAAUGUUUUAUUAAUAAAUGAAUUCACCAUGUUUUUAUACAAGAGGAGGAUUUUAUUCAAAU
Ctenocephalides felis (cat flea) is the source of this 1683-nucleotide messenger RNA. Its product is annotated as protein 60A-like. Gene Ontology annotation, cellular component: extracellular region. Lineage: Eukaryota; Metazoa; Arthropoda; Insecta; Siphonaptera; Pulicidae. The transcript is spliced from 8 exons. Gene Ontology annotation, biological process: BMP signaling pathway; SMAD protein signal transduction. Gene Ontology annotation, molecular function: growth factor activity; cytokine activity. The record is from RefSeq and is a predicted model, not a curated record. Bases 152 to 1516 code for a protein of 454 amino acids.